Molecule: messenger RNA, 1350 nt
Organism: Labrus mixtus (cuckoo wrasse)
Lineage: Eukaryota; Metazoa; Chordata; Actinopteri; Labriformes; Labridae
Exons: 4
Coding region: 248-985 (245 amino acids)
Source: RefSeq, a predicted model, not a curated record
UUGUGAUAUUGACUCAACAGAGGAAAAUCCUGUGUUACAUGUUCCCUCCCGGGGUGUUUCUUUACCGACACACUGAAGAGUUGAGACAUGCAGAGUUGGCCAACAACCUUGAUGCUGACACUCAGUUACUUCAACAGAUCGAGGAGAAGACGGACGGUGAGAUACUCCUCACAUUUAACUCUUCUUUAUUUUUAUCUCAUAAAGAAAUAAAGGAUCAAACUGACUCGUUCUGUGUUCACCUGUCCUGAUGGAGCAUACCUCUUUCUCUUUCAGCCUGGACAAAAUGUCGCCACACCUCCGCUACGUCUGUUUGUGUAACUUUCUAAGUGCUACUGCGUUAAUUGCAGGAUGCACCUCUCUCCUCGUUUUAGUUUUCCCGAUCGCUGAGAUAACUGUAGGUGUGAUGUACCUGCACGAGUGUCCAGCUGCUCCACUUAUCCCCGUGUAUUUGAUGGUGUGUGGGAUCGUGGCCGUGCUGCUGAUGGGUCUAGCUCUGCACAAGCUCUUCUGUCCGGCUGCACCGCACAGUCGGAUCUGGACUGUGUGCCUCCUCAGCCUGGUCCUGUUCGCCUUCGUAUGGAUCCUCUACGGUAGUUACCUGAUUUAUUCUAUGUAUCCCCCUAACUACACCAAGAGCUCCAACAGCAGCAUCUUUGCUCCGUCUGCAGCUGACAACGAGCCUGACUCCUCCUCGGAUCAGAACCUGAAUCAGAGCCGUCCAAAUCUCACCCUGACCGGGAUGACCAACAACAACAACAACCAGACUUUAAUGCAGCUCAUUCAGAGUUUGUCUGUCAGCAGGAACAGCAGCACUCAGACAAACAGAGAGCACGUGAACGCAGCACAGAGACUUCAUGUGGAGGCUGCAGCGCUGCACUGUGACAGGAUGCUGUACCUGUUUGCUUUCUGGACCACCACGCUGGUGUUAGUGGCGUCAGGAAACACUUUGCUCAUCGUCACCUGGAUAUAUGGAAAUAGAAAAUGAAGAAGAUGAUCACAGCCUGAACUGAGCUACAUACUAGAGACAUCUCAGAGACAUUGAACAUCACAUUAAAAACCUUCAGAUGGUCACUUAGUCUUGUAGAGGAACAUGCAGCCUUGCUUCAAGCUAUUUGAGAAAUAAAGAGAAAUCAAGAUUUUAAAACUUCCUUCCUUCCUUCACAGCUCUGACUCGUGUUGGGAAACAGGGGCCGUAUUCACAAAGCCUCCUUAAUACUAAGUGUUGCUCCUAGUGACAAAAUUCUAAGAAAAUCCUUAGAAUCAGGACAUUUUCUAAGAAUUUCUCCUAAAAGUUUGUACUAGAUCUUUGUAAAGUUAUUCACAAAGCAUCUUAGCCAUUAAGAGAGCUCC